AUGGAUGACCCAGAAACCUGCAGAGGGGGGCCUCUGUUCUGUCCUGAAUGUCAGAUCCUACUUCCAUCUGAACUAAAGCUAGAGAUCAACACAGGUCCUCAAAGAAAAGUGCGAGAUGUCUUUGCACGAGAACAGCUAGAUCAAUCUUCCCAGAUGCCACCUUCAUCUAUCAUAUGUGACCACUGCAUUGAGAAAACAGAGGUGGCUGUGAAGAGCUGUCUCACCUGCGAUGCCUCGCUGUGUUCUGCUCACACUCUACUGCACCAACAGAGAGAGGCUUUCAGAUGGCACUCCCUCAUUGAGGUAACAGAGGAUUUGAUUUCCUUCAAGUGUAAGGAGCAUGGGGAGGAACUGAAGCUCUUUUGUCAGGAAGACCAGGCUCCUGUAUGCUGUCUGUGUAUUGUGGUUGGAUCACAUAAGAAUCACCAAGCUGUCAAGUUGCAGGAAGCAUGCUCAGAAUUCAAGAAAAACGCAGAAGCAUGCAGACUCAACAUAAUUGAGAAAUACAGGCAGAUAAAAACACUGAUUGAGGAGGAUGAGAAGCUGAUGUUGACCAUUCUGGAAACAGAGGAGUUUUACACCAACAAGUGGCUAAAAUGGAGAAGUGAAUCACUGCAGCGUCGAAUUGGAGAUUUUAACACUGUCCUAAAAUCAAGCCAGUCGCUCCUCCAGGAAGAGAAUGACAUCAUAUUUCUGCAGCUUCUCAAAAAGCAUGGAUUUGGGUCCAGAGUGGAUUUGCCACGUGUGCCAGUAAUUCAGCAAGAGUACAGCACCCCCGACAAGAUGAAGACAGUCAAACAUCUUGCUGACAACUUGCAAGAUGUUGUUUUUCAAAACACUAAGCGACUGUGGUCUAGUCUCAGAGAAAUAAGUCUAGAUCCAAAGACAGCGCACCCUGAGUUAGAAGUCUCAGCAGACAGCCUGGAGGUACACUGGAGUAAGAAACCAUCCCAAGACACGACACAGAAAACUCGCAUCACUUCUCAGUACAGUGUACGGGGCAAGGAGAGAUUCUCUAGCGGAUCUCACUAUUGGGAGGUGGCCGUAUGGAAGAAACCCUAUUGGUUGAUUGGUUUGUCAUAUGAGUCGGCCACUAGAGAAGAGAAUCUAGAUCAUUGCAGUCGUGGCUGUGAUUUGAAGAUGGAGAUGGAUCCCGUAAAGACGCCCACCAAAUUCUACAGCAAACAAUGUCUGUGA
This is a messenger RNA of Triplophysa rosa, 1197 nucleotides long. Its product is annotated as E3 ubiquitin-protein ligase TRIM39-like. The record is from RefSeq and is a predicted model, not a curated record. Gene Ontology annotation, molecular function: zinc ion binding. The transcript is spliced from 6 exons. Lineage: Eukaryota; Metazoa; Chordata; Actinopteri; Cypriniformes; Nemacheilidae. Bases 1 to 1197 code for a protein of 398 amino acids.